This is a messenger RNA of Miscanthus lutarioriparius, 1131 nucleotides long. The record is from the annotation of a GenBank genome assembly. Lineage: Eukaryota; Viridiplantae; Streptophyta; Magnoliopsida; Poales; Poaceae.
AUGAGUUUCCGGCGGCGGUUCGUGUACCUGGUGAUGAACAACACCCAGCAACGGGACUUCCCUCUGCGCCGCAUCGACGCAGCCCGCCUCUUCUUCCCCAAGGGCGAGAGGCCCCCCGUCCCGCCGCCGCCGCCGGAGGACGCGCGCCUCCCGCCUCCCGCCAUCAGAUUCAGCGCGCCCACCCCCACCACCGGCACCGGCACCGGCACCGGCACCAGCACCAGCAAAGGCGCCAUGGAGUUCAUGCUCCUCCACGGCAGCAGCGGAGGCGGAGGCGGCGGCGGUUGGAGGAAGCGGCACAAGGUGGUGGCCACUGACCACACGGGCCGCUGCGUGAUGUACGACCCGGCGCGGGGCACCGUCCGCGCCCUGCCCGAGCUCACCCCCGCGCCCAAGGUCAGGCCUGCCGCCCUCCCCGUCGGCGACGACGACCUCUACGUCAUCGACACGCACUUCAACCGCGCCUUCAGCCGGGACGCCGCCUGCUUCCACGGCCUCCUCUUCGACCCUGACGCCGCCGACUGGGAUUGGCGCCCGAUGCCUCCGCCUCCGUACGCGCGCACCUACGACCCUGACAGCCAGCGAGUCCGCGCUCACAUCACCUCCUACGCGGUGGCGGGCGGCGGCGGCGGCGCCAGUGUCUGGGUGUCCAAGGACGGUCUGGGCACCCACUCCUUCGACGUCGGGACCGGCGAGUGGGCCAAGGCCGGCGACUGGGUGCUGCCGUUCUGGGGCCCCGGCACGUACGUCCCGGAGCACAAGCUCUGGUUCGGCCUCUUGGCCGACAAGGUGGAGGACGGCGUCGUGUGCGCGUCAGACCUGACAGCAGCACCGCCCGCGGCGCCGCGCGUCCUGUGGAGGGAGGAGUCCCCGACGCCGCCGGAGUGGCAAGGCAGGUCGACCUUUCUCGUGCACCUUGGCUGCUCCAGGUUCUGCCUCGCCAGGUUCUUCAAGAUCGUCCGCGGCGGCCCUGCAGGUGGCUCGCCAUGCGUCAGCAGGUUUGCAGUCUUCAGUGGACUCGAGGUGGUGACUGGCGGCCAUGGCGACGGGGAGGGGGAGGAGCUCCGCAUGGUGAAGCACAGGUCUCUACGGUACAGCCUUGUCAACAAGCUGCUCCAUUGGGUACUCUAG